AUGGCUUUGAUUGAAUUAAAACAAUAUGAAAGUGCAAUAUUUCCUAAUCUUGAUGUUUCGCAAAAGGCCAUUGUUGAUAUACUUGAAGCUUUUCGACAUUUAAAAGAAUCACAUGUCAAAAUUUCUAACAGGAAUGAUGAUGAUGUCAAUAAGUUAAAUAGUAAGUUUAAUGAUUUAGUUGCUAGGAUAGCCAAAGGGUCUUUAAAAAAGUCAAUGGAUUUGAAGGAUUUCACAGAAUACUUUAAGACGCUUACAGAAGAUAAUGUUGCCUCCAACGAUUUGUUGCAAACGUUAUUAGUACUAAAGGAUAUGACAAAACAGAGAAUUAGUCAAUCGCUAAAAGAUAAUAUUAAACCCUCUAUUUCUGCUUCAAAUGUAAGGCAACCUUUUACCCAAUCCUACCUAUCCGGUGUUAAUUUAACUUGUUUGAAUCUUGUUAUUAUUUCUGGAUAUAGUAUUUAUGAUCUAAUUUUAACACAUUUAGAGACAUUGAUACAAUUUUGGAAACAACAAUAUGAUAUUUUUGAGUCGCAUAUCAAUGCAUUGCGAUCGAUGGAUGGAAAUGUUAAUCUUAGGUUAUCAAAACAUUUAACAGCUGGAAUCAUUGAGAGGUUUACAGAUAAAGAGAUCAAUUGCAAAGGAUUUCAUCAGAUGUUAAAUGAUGGUGUGUUUUUAAAAAUUCUUUAA
Molecule: messenger RNA, 687 nt
Organism: Entrophospora candida
Lineage: Eukaryota; Fungi; Glomeromycota; Glomeromycetes; Entrophosporales; Entrophosporaceae
Source: the annotation of a GenBank genome assembly